AUGGGUGCCAGCUAUGAUCUUCCACACGCUGUGUGUGUUUUAUUACAGAUUUUCCUGCUUGCCUGCCCACCGUGUAAAGCUGCCCUGAUCGUCUUCAGGUUACAUGUGCACAUGCUGAAUGGAGCCCUGCUGGCACUGAUCUUUCCUGUCGUCAACACCAGGCUGCUCCCCUUUGAAACCGAGGUGUAUUACAUUCAGCACGUCCUCCUGUACAUCGUUCCCAUCUACCUGCUGCACCAAGGCGGUGUGUACAAGGCAGAGCCCUUUGGGGACAUGUGGUGGGCUGUGCUGGCCACAGGGUUGCUGUUCUUCUAUCACUUCACACUGCUGCAGACCUUAGCCAUGGUGACCCAGGUGAACCUGAACAACAUGCUGUGCCCGGCUGUCUCGGACCCCUUCUAUGGCGCCUGCUACCGGAUCUGGGCGUCCAUCCACCAGACUGCACUGUUACUGCUGCACGGGAAGGUGCUGACCGCACUGGCUCAGGCCGUGCCCCUCACCCGCCGACCUUUGAUGGAAGCCAUGAAGACCCCCCUGAAAAAGGCAGAGUGAGCGGAGACAUAUCCGAGACUCGAGACCCGGCUUCAGACCUCCGACCCGACCGGCAAGGACAAUAACAACUUGCGGAGCCUUCACCCGGGACAGCGUCUCGGAGUCUGAUGCUGAGCCGGGGCAAGGUGAACGGAAGCACGGUCGAAGAGGAAGAUCUUCAGGCACGAUCGAAAAGCGGGUAAACAACCCCAACAAAAGACAUUUACACAAGGCCUUUCGUGUCGGAAGUACGUCCAAAGGCACUGCACAGUCAGACCCAAACUGGGUGUGGAGAGUAGUGAGGGUCGGGGUAGGAGGGUGAUCGAAGGCAUGGUGGAAGAGGGUCUUGAGACGUGCC
Molecule: messenger RNA, 889 nt
Organism: Callorhinchus milii (elephant shark)
Lineage: Eukaryota; Metazoa; Chordata; Chondrichthyes; Chimaeriformes; Callorhinchidae
Product: transmembrane protein 164-like
Exons: 6
Coding region: 1-552 (183 amino acids)
Source: RefSeq, a predicted model, not a curated record